This is a messenger RNA of Menidia menidia (Atlantic silverside), 3459 nucleotides long. Lineage: Eukaryota; Metazoa; Chordata; Actinopteri; Atheriniformes; Atherinopsidae. The record is from the annotation of a GenBank genome assembly.
UCGCUUCCUGCCAGGAUGCACCUCGACCAGAAACGUAGCCGCUAUCGACAGCAUUUGGUUCCGCUGUCGAAAUGGCCUCGUCUGCUCGACCUGCCUUAAAUGCCAAAUGAUUUCCUACCUUUUUGGGACUCGUCCUAGAAAUAUAUCUAUAGUCCAUCCCGAGCUGCUGCCAAGGACCUGUGGGGAGUAUUUUUUCACCGUACUUUGAGGAGUGACGAGGCAGAGAAAAAACAAUGCCACAUUUCUUGUGGCCAGAGCCGCUGUCCCCCGCACAACUCAAGCGGCUGGAGGAGCAUAAAUACAGCGCCUCCGGUCGCUCCCUGUUCGAGCCACCGUGUCAGAUCUAUUGGAACUGGCUGGUCCAGCAAAUACCGACAUGGAUUGCGCCAAACACACUGACUAUUGUGGGACUGUUGGUCAAUAUCCUGACCACGGUGGUGCUCGUGUUUUAUUGCCCAACGGCAACAGAGGAGGCUCCAUCAUGGGCCUUCCUCCUGUCUGCCCUGGGACUCUUCAUCUACCAGUCUCUGGAUGCUAUUGAUGGGAAACAGGCCAGGAGGACAAACAGCAGCUCAGCACUGGGGGAACUCUUUGACCACGGCUGUGAUGCCGUCUCCACAGUCUUUGUUGCUGUGGGAACAUGCAUUUCAUGUGGAAUAGGAGGACUCUCAGACUGGAUGUUUUUCUGUGGUUUCAUCGGGAUGUUUAUGUUCUUCUGUGCUCACUGGCAGACCUAUGUGUCUGGGACUCUCCGCUUUGGACUGGUUGAUGUCACAGAGGUGCAGGUGGCCAUCGUAAUCAUGUACCUGAUGUCUGCUUUUGGAGGCGUGAGCCUUUGGCAAACCACGUUACCUGUCUUGGGACUGAAGCUUUACAUCUUCCCCAUCAUGGGUAUCGUUGGAGGUGCCCUGUACUCCUGCUACAACUACUUCUACGUCAUUUUGAAUGGAGGUGUUGGCAAGAAUGGCUCCACCGUGGCUGACACAAGUGUGCUGAGUCCUGGUUUGCACAUUGGACUCAUUCUCAUGCUGGCCUUCAUCAUUUUCAAGAAGUCGUCCAGCCACCUUUUUGAGCACCACCCUUGCCUGUACCUCCUCACUUUCGGCAUGGUCAUCGCCAAGAUCUCCAACAAACUGGUGAUGGCACACAUGACCAAGAGCGAGCUUCACCUUCCAGACACAGCCUUUAUCGGGCCCGGUCUCCUCUUCCUGAACCAGUACUUCAAUAGCUUCAUAGACGAAUACAUCGUCCUCUGGAUCGCCAUGGGGCUUUCUCUUCUGGAUCUGACGCGCUACUGCACAGGCGUGUGCCUCCAGAUCGCCUCCCACCUACAGAUCAGGGUCUUCAGCAUCACGCCGCCGGGCAACUCCCACCGCGACUGACGGCUUGCCCGGCGGGAGGAGGCGGGUGGAGACGCAGAUCUCAUCCCGCUCCUGAAAGCAGAAAAUGAAGACAGACCCUCGACCCCGAGCCUUGACAGAGUAACCACUUCUGACUGAAACUGCCUCACCUACCAGACGAAAAGAAAAAAAAAAACAAAUAGAUCAAACCAUCCUGACACUGCAAACCAAAAAAAAAAGAAAGAAAACGUGUGGAUCUAUAGAAUGUAGGAGCUCUCCUUUAAUUCCUGGCUGUUAACGCCAAUUGAAUUUUAGUGCAUGAUGUCAAAAAACAAGGUUUUUAUGUUGAAGAGGCUCUGCCUGAUUAUUCAACCUGAAUACCAACGUGCGUAGGUCAUUUAUGCUUUAGGCAAAUAUCAGAGCAUUUUGAUCUCCGAUAAGAGUGCCACCAAAAUGUGUCUGAUUUAUGCCCAGACUAAAUGGUUUCCCUAAUUAAUGUUAUCACAAAUCACUUAUUUAUUGAAAGGAAUAAAUCUGAAUCAGGGCUUUAAAUUGUUGCUUUAAAAAUGUUUUAAAUGACCUUUUAAAACUUUCAACAAUCAUAUUUUCAAUGUGAGCUGGCAGGUUGUCAAAGAGCGCCGUGGGGGGGGUAAAGGUCAUGUGUUGAAGCUGAAAAACAACAACGGGUUCUCUCUCAAGUUGUCCCAACAAAUACCACUCCAGUUGCCAGAUGGGUUUCUUUGUUUGGUUGUUGUUGUUUUUUGGGGGGGGCGGCGGGGAGUUUCCAACCCUUGGCAAAAAAAGAAAAGGGAAAACACACCCUCUGACUUCAGAGCCCCGUCGGCUGAUGAAGCACUAACACUUGACUUGUUCUGCUUUCUCUGUUCUUCUCCCUGAAGGGCUAAAAGUUAAUUAUGUGUGAUUGUAAAGAUAUGAACUGAAGACGCCUUAAAUAUUUUUGUUGUAAUUACUGUUUAACUUGUGAAUAUUUAAAAUGGCUUUUUAUGUGUUGGUUGUUUUUUUUUGUUGGUUUUCUUUCUUUCACUUAAGCACCAGAUACAGCAAUAGUUACAAUAUGACAUCGCUACUGGAUUUUUUUUCCCUGCCUGAUUAAUCAAGUGUUCACUUAAGUGUCUUUCUUUAGUUUUUUUUUUUUUUUGGUCGAGUGAUCUGGUUUUUUGUAACUGUAUAUUGAUGGAAUUUCAAUGCAAAGUUGUAAUCUGACUAACACAAUUCAGGAUUAUUUGGAUCAAAAGGGAUUUUCUGUAGAGGGGAAAACUAUGGGUUAAAAAUGGAGUUCUAGAAUUUAUUUAGCAUAACAUCUUCCUCUUAAAUUCAUCCACAUCUGCAGCAUUGCAGACAUUACAGAUGUGCAUGUUAAAAGAUCAUUUUGCAUCAUUUCUGGACAGACUUUGGAACUAUGCAUUGUCAUGUACAACUUGGACUCCGGACACUUUGUUUCACUGUUCAGUAAAACAGUAAGACAUCUUUCUAAUAAUAGAUGGAAAAUGAAAAGAUUGUAAUAAAGACAAUAUUUUUCAUCCAUUUUGUUGAAUACUGUCGGUGAUGAAACGGUGAAAGUGGGGAAAGGCGAUGUCAUUACAAAGGAAAGAUUAGGCCGACUUUAGUUGGAAAACAUUAGUAUAACUUAGGUUUUGCGAAAAAUUACAUGGAUGGAUAAAACCCCAACCAACUUCUUCCAGGGUGGAGUGGAAAAGGAAACACACACAGCCUGUGAAGCUGCAGGCUGGAUCUGGGUCACACAGCUUUACGGGGGAUGUGACAGCUGAUAGAAGAGACAGGAUUAGUUCUAAACUCAUCAGUCAAAUGCAAAGUUAACAAGACAGCACAGAUGAGUAAAGACCCUGAACAGGCUGUGUAAUCGUCUCAGGAGGCUCCUUAAGACUGGGAAAGGGCAAAGGGUGGAGUUGGUUGCUUGAUUUUGACACAGCAGUUAUGUUUGCUUGCUGAAAUCCAAAGGGGUAAUAGUCCACAACUGCACAUGUUUUUGGCUUCCUUUCAAAUCCACAGGAGGUGAAGAGAAUUACAGGCAGAUCAUCACAGCAAUUACAAAAAAAGCAUCUGACAAGUUAUGAAACAAAAAAAGCAACAAAAAAAA